CUUUCCUUCCCUGCGCAUCUUUUCCAUCUGUUGUGGCAAACCUUCUCCAAUCGCUGCAAAUCUUCUCCUCCUUCAAACAUGAAUAGCCAAACCCAGAAGUCCAAUCAAAGCCAUCUCCGCCGCCACUGGAAAGUUCACUGCCGUUGCUCGCCGCCGCAGAUCGAGUUUCCUUCUUCAAGAUCUACAAUGGUGGAGGCCAUAUCUGAUAACCGCAGAUAUCAGAUUGACUAUGAUGGUGGCCGCCUGGCCAGAUCUGUUAGGGCAGUGACCGGCAGAUGGCAGAAGAUAGAUUUGGCUAGAUCUCCGAUGGUGCCAGCCAAAUAUGCAGCGGUGAUAGCAAGAUCUGCAAUGGCGGUGGUUCGAUCUGCAGUGGCGGCCAAUUUUGAGGCGGCGGCCAUGUCCGACGACCGGCGGUGAGCGACGGCGACCGGCGACGUUCCAGAAUUCUGGUUGUCGGCAGUAUUAUUUCCAGGCUUCACAGGGGUGUUUUUGUCAAAUUACAAUUAAUAACUCCUAUUUAAGGAAUUUUUAUACUUUAGUCCUAUUUUGGCAAUUAAAGAUUGAUUUACUCCUAUUUAGGUAAAUACCUCUUAUUUAUAUCCAUCGUCCAGGCUAGUCUUGGCCCGGGUCCAGUCUGACCAGCCCGUGAACCGGGACCAGUUCCAGGCCUAGGACUGGCCCGGGGUGUUAGGGCAGGCCGGGUACAGGUCACCCCAUCCUUUUGGAACCGGGCCGGGUCCGGUUCGUUUUUUUUUUUUUUCAAUUUUUUUUUUCCCAAG
Molecule: messenger RNA, 779 nt
Organism: Cuscuta epithymum
Lineage: Eukaryota; Viridiplantae; Streptophyta; Magnoliopsida; Solanales; Convolvulaceae
Source: the annotation of a GenBank genome assembly